This is a messenger RNA of Pedinophyceae sp. YPF-701, 726 nucleotides long. NCBI's taxonomy places the organism in Eukaryota, Viridiplantae, Chlorophyta, Pedinophyceae. The record is from the annotation of a GenBank genome assembly.
AUGUAUGCACCAGGGAGCGACUCCGCGAUCAAGCGGCCCUCGGACGGCCUGGACGUCGAGGACGAGGAGCUGGGCGGGCCGAGCCUGCUGCCGACCUCGACGCCGCAAGGGGCGUGGCAGUCGUCCGGCGGCGGUGGAGCUGGCGCGGGGCAAGUCUCAGGACGCAUCGAGACGUCCAACGAAGCAGCGCACGUGCACGAAUCCACUCUCGACGAGCCAGUAUGGCAGACGGUCCUGCGCGACCUGAAGCGGAUAUCUACCAACACAAAGGCCGUGCUCCUCCCGGGGUCCGAUCGAGGGUCGUCCACGUUCAUGAGCGACUGGGACCUCUGGGGCCCGCUCGUGUUCACGCUCUCGCUCGCCAUCUGCCUCAGCGUCGGCGCCGCGAAGGCCUCGAGGGUGUUUGCGAUGGUGUUCGUCAUCCUCGGCCUGGGCGCGGUCGCCCUCACCGCGAACGUCUCCCUCCUCGGAGGCCGCAUGGCGUUCUUCCAAGGGCUGUGCCUCCUCGGCUACUGCCUCUUCCCGCUCGUCGUGGCCGCAGCCAUCAGCCUCGCCGUCGCGCACUGGGCGGUGCGGCUGCCGAUCUUCAUCCUCGCGGUCGCGUGGUCGUCGUGGGCAGCCGUGCCGUUCGUCGGCCACAGCGUCGACGAGCGCCGGCGCGCGCUCGCGGUCUACCCCCUGUUCCUGCUUUACAUCGUCAUUGCGUGGAUGGGAUUCGUGCGGUAA